Molecule: messenger RNA, 2978 nt
Organism: Scophthalmus maximus (turbot)
Lineage: Eukaryota; Metazoa; Chordata; Actinopteri; Pleuronectiformes; Scophthalmidae
Product: homeobox protein MSH-C-like
Exons: 5
Coding region: 1263-2096 (277 amino acids)
Biological process (GO): regulation of transcription by RNA polymerase II; embryonic morphogenesis
Cellular component (GO): nucleus
Molecular function (GO): DNA-binding transcription factor activity, RNA polymerase II-specific; RNA polymerase II transcription regulatory region sequence-specific DNA binding
Source: RefSeq, a predicted model, not a curated record
UUCAGUAGACACCAGCGGGUUCGCUCUCUGGGAUCGGACGCUAAUGGAUCAGUUAAAGGGCCUAUUCUUUAUGGCGGGGCUAAGUGUUAUCAUCUGGGGUUAAAGACACUGACCAUGGAGCAAACUCCUGCCAGAUAGCAGCUCCUCUGGGGGAUUACAGUAGGACCUUUGCCAAAACACACAUGUGAGUGGAAUACCUUCCUAAAGCUCCCCGAAUGCUGUUUGAAACCAUUUGUCAGUUGCGCAAGACAGAGAGCUGACGAUGGAUUCCAGAGGUCGAGGUGACCCCUUUCAUACAGCGGUUUAUCCGUGGGACCUGUCCGGGCCGACUGCCUCGAAUACGACACAGGGCCCGUCAGAUAAGGAUCACAAAGACAGAGACGUGCCUCCUGAAGUGAUCCCUCUCCGCCUGUGUUUUUGUUUAACGAGCUGGAUUGACAACUCAUAGACUCCCUCUAAUUGAAUGUGAUAGAUCCAGUCAUUAAGUUAAUUGGCAGCUGGUUUCGAUCGCGGCCUGUCACACUCACUCAGGGAUUUUAUGGCAUCAUUUUUCUUUUUGCAGUCGAAGCGCAGACCCGAAGUGAAUACCAGGUCUGUGUGAGCGGACCGGACCCUUUCGGGUGGUGACUUUUCCUCACGUCACCCUGUUAGCGGCACGUGUUGGGCCAACGUGUCGCUGCUGACGCAAAAGGUGACACUGAUCUGUCAGUCAGGCACAGGCCGUUUACAGCUUCUAUUGAUGUCUUGUGUUAGUUUUGCAAACCUAUAGUCCAUAAUUUUUCACAUGAAAGUAGAGAGGCGGAAGAAAAUACAACCAAAUAAAGUAUGGCAAUAUAGUCUAAAAGUCAUCCUGCUUCCAUUACAAUUCACUGGACCACCACGAUGUGUAUUGAAGCGACAACCUUGGAUCCUCUUGGGGCUCGGUGGAUUUGUUCAUCUACAAUAGUUUUAUUAGCCCCUGGAUAUGAUUCCUGAUUCAAAGAAGAGACUCGCUGCUGCAGUUUGGCCUCUUGAUGUUCCCUUGGAAGGCAGCGGGCCAAUCAAAACCGCACUCACAGACGUCACGAGGCCAACUUGACGAGCUGAUUGGAGCGGGCGGGGAGCGGGGGGGGCGCAGCCCUUGUCCUUUUAUAGACGACCCCGUCCGGCGCGUUAAAGCUACCGGGCACCGCUGACAGCGCGCAGAGACGCACACACACCUAUUGGACACUGAACACCUCCGCAGACUCCCACAUUCUCCUGAACGGGCCGCACGGAGGUGCAUGGCCCCAUUCCCCUGUAUCGCGAUGAAUCCUGCGCAGCGGUCGCCGUCCCGGGACGCCAAACAGCUCAAUCAAAAAGAGGAGACGGACACGGAGGGAGAGGAGCUUCAGCCCAAAGACAUGACCACCGAGAAAGGAUACAAAGUGCAGCGGAGCAGCCUCCCGUUUAGCGUCGAGUCGUUGAUCUCCAAGAAGACCACCUGUCGGACUUCUUAUCCCCCCUCAGAUUUGGCCCUGGUGCUGCCCAAGCCCGCGGCGGCGCAGGGCGCGCAGUUCUCUCCAAGGACUUUUUACGCGGACAGUAAGGUCGCCGCGGAGAGCUCGCAGGGGGUUUCCAGCAGCUCCAGCGAAGACAGCCCGCAGUUUUGCGAGAAGGAUCAGAGCACUUGGUUCCAGACGUCCUCCUUUUCUACUCCUCCUCGCAGCACAAGUCCAACUGCGUGUACUCUAAGGAAACACAAAAACAACAGGAAACCUCGCACGCCCUUCACUACCUCCCAGCUGCUGGCGCUGGAGCGCAAGUUUCGCCAGAAGCAGUACCUCUCCAUCGCCGAGAGAGCCGAGUUCUCCAACUCGCUCAACCUGACGGAGACCCAGGUGAAGAUCUGGUUCCAAAACAGGAGGGCCAAAGCCAAGAGACUGCAGGAGGCCGAGCUGGAAAAGUACAAACUGGUCUCCAAGCCCGUGCUGCCCGCCUUCGCGCUGCCGUUCCCUAUCGGGGCGCACAUGGGCUCUCCAACGUGGGGCCCGUCAAACGCCUUCCCGAGGCCCAGUCUGCCGGUCCCGGGACUGUUCAGUGGACCCGUCACUUAUGGGAUGUACUAUUUGUCAUAGUAUUCCUGUGUGCGUGUGCGUGUGUGUUUUUAAGAGAGAGAAAAAUGAUGCCUUCUAUUUGCAAUUACGCGCAUGACGACGGUGCGUCUUUAAUAUCUUGGAAAUCAAGGUUUAUUCUUUUUAUUUUGGAGUUUAAAGACACUGUUUUCCUAACCUCCAGGAGUGAAGAACCAUUACACCCUGACACACGUUUGUGCGUAAUCGAACCGAGUGCGUUCACUCGCCCUCCUCAUUUUUUUUUGUAAGACGGUGUCGAGUGCUGUGGCUUGUGGAUUCACGGUGAGGCAACAUCCCAAAUGUAAAUGUCAGGUUUUUACACGACUCGCCUUAAGAACCUCUCCGUGCGCACCGUGCUCCGCCGCAGCCCGUGAAGGGUGGACAUGUAAAGUCAGUAUUCUACUGAAUGCUCCAAAGCGACAGAAAAAAAGUACUUAAUCGGUGUCAGUGCCUUAAGACCAGUGGAUCACUUGAAGUUUCUCCUGCUCAUUCAGCACUGACCGUUUCCCCCGGAUAAAGCUGCGGUCUCCCAGAGUUGCUGUUUGAAUGUCUGUGUUCCCUCUCAGUGGUCCCGGUCACAAUGUCUCACAGGGCUAUUCUGUAAACGUGGAGAAAAAAUAUAUAUUUUAGAAAACACAUGUAUUAGAUUUGUUUUGUUGUUUUCCCUCAACGAGGCCUUUGUGGGAGAAGUGAUAGAUGUUCUUUGGGGAAUGUUGCUGUACAUGUGUAGUGUUCCUGAAGCCCUGCAGCCUCGCGUAAAGAGCAGCAGGGAGAAGUGGUAUUUAUUGAAUAUCUUUGUAUCUGUACUGUGUACAUACAUCACUCUAUAUAAAUGUUCAGUUACUUGUAAAGACUGAUUUUAGAAAAUAAACAUUAUACAAGGUC